GGGAGCUGGAUGUUUGUGAGUUCGGAUGUUUAAAGUGCAGAGUUCAAAUUUUCACUUUUAAAAGUUUGUAAAACGAGUCUCAUGGUGUAAAACUGGAGAAUACAAUGUGUCGUUUACUGCUGGGGGUCCUGCUAUCUGCAGUCAUCUGCCAAACCAUCGCACUUGCAUCAGAUUGUGAAGGACCAGAAUGUGGCGGUACUAAAGUAUCAAGAAAGCGGGAUCAACACAGUGAACAGCUGAAUCAGUUUAAUGAAAUGAACUCACUUGCUGCGAGUCGCCAGCAUAAGGACACAAAGACUGUUGAUGUGUUACCUUUUAUUGGCCUCACUGGAAGUUCUACACAGAGUCGUAACUGUUGUAAGAAUGGAGGCACUUGCAUCUUGGGAAGCUUUUGUGCUUGUCCAAAGCAUUUCACUGGACGGAGCUGUGAAUACGAUGAACGUAUCAGGACCUGUGGAGUUAUUCCUCAUGGAGAGUGGGUGCAAAAGGGAUGUUCUUAUUGUAGAUGUGGGUAUGGAGUGUUCCACUGCUUCCCUCAUGUCUUUCAUGGUGACUGUGACGACUCUCAGGAAGUGCGCUGGUUUCCUUCGGGUGCUCUGAGAACAGCUUGGACCGAGAGGCUCCUGUGUGCGGUGCUGCUGCUUUUAUUUCUCAUUUGAAGAUGUUUUUUUGUUAUUCGUCCUGCUCUUAUGAGAGAAAAAUGAAGCAGGUUUUAUAAAUGUAUAUUUUUGUUCAGUGCAGGAUUUUUUUAGCCGCACUGAAAUGUGUUUUUUUCUUCCAGUGGAAGCGAAGCAUUUAGCUGUGUUUAAUACAACUGUUUUAAUGUGAAGGACUAUGAAUGAUAAAUUGACUUGUAUCCGUGUGCAUUUUACUUUGUUUAUUUUUCUCAUUCGAAAGCUGUGAUCAGCCAUUUAAUGUUCAUGUUACCUGUCAGUAAGUAUGUGCUGUAAAACAAGUCAUCUUUAUCAAAUGUUUGUUUGCUAUCCUUCUGAAUUUAAAGACUGUGCGAUAACAUUAAGAUAACCUGGCAUUGUUGACCUCGCUGCUAUAUUUUCCCUUUUCUUAUCUUACACAAACAGUUACCGUAGCCAAUCAAUCACAGUCACAAUUACAGUGCCCCCUCAGACCAACAGAUAUGACCUAAUAGAGUUUGGGA
This is a messenger RNA of Trichomycterus rosablanca, 1156 nucleotides long. Its product is annotated as cryptic protein-like. The record is from RefSeq and is a predicted model, not a curated record. The transcript has 6 exons. The coding region runs from base 105 to 659 and encodes 184 amino acids. Lineage: Eukaryota; Metazoa; Chordata; Actinopteri; Siluriformes; Trichomycteridae.